UUUACACCAUCAAAUUGGCGCCGACCGUGGGACCUAUUACAAAUAAUCCAUGACAAGUAACCAGGAAACGGUCAUUUCGCAAAUCUCUACUCCCGCUGAGAACGCCAUGUCGUUCCCGGGAGGGAGUGCCCAACCCUCAACCCAGAUUCCUACCCCCAUUAUCACCAUUCCAACACCUACUCCAUUCACUUCCCCUGUUACCUCUGUCCCCAUUUUCCCUCCAAAUUUUCUCGGGCACAUGGACCCGAUGUUUUCACAGGCGUUCCAGAAUUUUGGACAAUUCAUGUCUAUGUUUCAACAACCGGGAGGAUUUUCUCCCUUCAUUCCUGGGUUAUAUCCACAAUCUUUGCCCCAAAUUAACACCAUCCGUCUGGUCGCUCCAACAAAUCUGAUCGGAGAGAUGGACAAAGCUGGUCCAUCCCGGUCUAGAAGGAGUCGGUCACAGAGGUCGCACACUCAGAUCACGCCUGAUGGCGAUGUGUGCUCGGUCCAUAGCAAGGAUUUGGACUGGGAUGUCCCCCAGGCGCAAAAGAAGCUGAAGGGAAAGGCGGUCCAGCCUGAAGCAUCCAGGAGAUCAGCAUUCCAAAGGCUGGGGCAUGAUGGCCGAAACCAAAACCGACCGGCCAAAGAGCGAUUAGGAGUGGAGACGACCUCGUUGAGUGCUUUUGACCGCCUGGGGAGAGGGGCUGGGCGACCUGGUCGGACCAGGCGCGCGGAGCCACCCCCUCGCGAUGGGCCCCAGAACAGUCGGGAACCCCGAGAAGAAGAAGCGAAAAGCCAUCCUAGGAACACGGUCCGCACUCACAUGGAGCAACCCAGGGACUGUGUGGGCCUGGUUGAAGCGCGUUUGGAAAAACUGCAGGGACGGGUAGACCGGGAUGAAAAGAAGAAAAUCUUGCUGAACGAAUCUCCGUUCACAGACCAGGUUCACAAAACUCUGUUUCCAAAGAAAGCGAAACUGGAGGUUCCAAAGUUCACUGGGAAGGAGGACCCGGAGAUACAUGUCAAAACCCUUCACCAGAGUGGAAGGAUGAUGGGCCUUUCCGGGGACGAAAAAUGCCUGCUUUUCUUCCAAACCCUCCGCGGCCGAGCCGCUGAGUGGUUUCACAACCUCCUGGCCGGCGAAAUCGAUUCUUUUGAUGAGCUGGCCAAGGAGAUGGACGACAAAACAGCCAUGGCCCUCCUGGUGUCCGGGCUCCGGUCCAGAGAGUUGUAUAAAGAGUUCUGCAGGAGGCCUCCCCAAUCCUACCAAGAGGCCUACAACACGGCUUGGGACUACGCUGACGCCGAGGCACAGGUGUCAUCCAAGAGGGAGGCCGAGCAAGGCCACUCCAAGGGAAGGAUUUCCUUGAAAAAGGAAAUCGAACUGCCCGACAGGGUAAAAGCAGAAGUCCUGGAGGUGAAGCCGGCCAAGUUGGAGAAGAAACCAGCCGAGGAGAAUGUUAAGGGGAUGAUCAAGCAGAUGAUAGAGGCAGGAGAGCUUGAUCCAGAAUAUCUGGCUCAGGCGAAACCAAAGAAGAACCAAUGGGUCAGGCCCGAAGGACAACCGGCCGAGCAGAAUAAGAAGAAGGCCGCCGGCAAGGAGCACUUACAGGUCAUCUAUGGUGGACCGAAAGGUGGAGAUUCUGCUUCUCAAAGAAAGAAGUGGGGACGAGAACUCUACAUUGGCACUGUUGCCCUAGCUCCCCGAUCAAAGCAAGCCAAAAGGGAGCCAAUCACUUUCACAGACCGAGAUCUUCCUGCCACCGGGGAAGACCACAAUGAUCCUCUGGUUAUAACUAUGGACAUGGGUGGAGUCAAUGUCUCCCGGGUACUUGUUGACACGGGUAAUAGUGUCAAUGUUUUGUACCUGGAUGCCUUUGAGAAACUCAAGUUGUGUCGAACACAGCUUGAGCCCUUAAAGACUCCCCUGUUCGGGUUCACCGGCGAUUCUAUGGAAGCUGAGGGGUCAAUCCUCUUAACUUCUAAAUUAGGUACGUGUGACAAAGUCAUCCAUAAGCAGAUGAGGUUUGUUGUGGUGAACAUAAAAUGCGUUCACAAUGCCAUCCUGGGCCGUCCAGAAAUAAACAAAGCCCGUGGAAUCAUCUCCAUGGCCCACCUCUGCAUGAAGUUCUAUACCCCGGGCGGUAUCGGACAAGUCAGAGGAGAUCAAAAGAAGGCACGGUCUUGUUACUUGGAGGCUGUGAAAAAGAUGACAAACGCAUUCGAAAGGGUUACCUUGGUUUCCUAGGAGGAAGAACGGUCAAAGCUGGAACCGGGUGACGAAACCGAGCAGAUUGUUCUCUGGGAAGCAUUUCCGGAGAGAAUGGUUUUGAUAAUGCCAAACCGCCGUGAUCAAGUCAAACUUUGAAUAUACAAGGCGAAGAAGGAAGAACAAGAGCUAAAAGAAGACCAAGAACGAAGACCUUAGUCUUAGUGUCGUUGAGUCGGUCUUCAUUGUGAUCAAGACCGACCCAAUCUUUACACCUUGGCUCUUUAGGCUAAAAACCUUCAUUGCACUUCUUAAAUCAUAAAAAUGUUUUUCAAACAUGUUUAAGUCAUUAAAAACACUUGGUGUUCGCCCAAACCAAAAACCAAGCCAUCCGGCGUUUGGGUUUCAGAAACUGGCGUUCGGCUCUCGGUUAUCGGCUAUGGUUUUUGGCAUCCGAACCAACCAAGUGGUUUUCAACUUUUUAUGAUUGGUUUUUACUCUUUGGCAUGUUUAAACGGUUCUCCAACAAAAACACCUUGAAAACCAUCUUUCGCUUUUGGUCGUUUGACAAAAAUCAUUCAAAACGGCAUAAAACUUGGCUAGCCGU
Messenger RNA from Cuscuta campestris, 2798 nucleotides. Lineage: Eukaryota; Viridiplantae; Streptophyta; Magnoliopsida; Solanales; Convolvulaceae. The record is from the annotation of a GenBank genome assembly.